GAACUUAUUUCAGAUCCUAUUUCCAUGGGAGAACAGGAUCAACGAGUCUUUGAACAUGCUAGUUUGCCCGCAGUGAGUGAUAUGUUGUCAAUAACAUUACGAUUGAAAAUCCGGAGCCAUGCAAAUGAUUGGGCUACUAUUCUUCACAAAGGUACUGGACACCCAGUCCGUACUCCUGGGCUCUGGCUGUCAGCACACAUAUCUAUCUUGAGUCCUCAAUUCUCAGGCAGCUGGCAAGAUUGUGUGGUAAUAGGAACCGAUGAAAGGCUUACGUUAAACAAAUGGUACCAUUUGGCUAUUACACUUUCUGAUCCUGAAAAGCGAUCGGAUUUCUACAUAGAUGGUGAAUGGGUUGGGUUCAUUAGUGUUUGUAAGGUUAAAACACAAAAAAUUGUCUUUAAUGAUGGUCCACUGCAUAUCGGACGUGCUUUCUCUCAUAACGGGUUUAAUGGUGAAAUUAGCAAUGUUCGUUAUUUCAAUUGGCGAUUAUCUGCCGAGGAAGUGAAGGAAGAUUUUUUCAAUGAAUAUCAGACAAAGCCAAUUGUAUAUGGAUCAAGAAUCGCUCUUGUACAUGUAUCUACCAGAAAAUAUUUAUCUACUAAAAGAAUCAAGUAUGACUUGGGCCCAAAUAACCAACAAUAUAUGGUUAUUUGUAAUAGACAGGAAAUAGAUUUAGAAAAUGAUGUUUGGAUUGUUAUUAGAGCUAGUGGUACAAGGGUAAUUGCAGGAAGUCCUGUGCCUAUUAGUGCUAUAAUUGGAUUUAGGCAUCAAGCAACAGAAUAUAAUUUACAUUCUCAUGAAAUUUGCGAUAUUAAAGUCACACCAAUAUCAAGGCAACAGCAAGUGAGUUUGUAUGAUAAUACUAGUAAUAAUAUUAAUAUUGAUGAUGAUUGGUUAAUUCGACGUUAUAAUUCAAAUAUUACUACUUAUGAUGAUACUGGUUAUUUGAGGAAUGGUGAUAUUAUCAGUCUUUUUCAUAUCAGAACUAAUAGACCAGCACUCUGCAGUCAUACCAUCUUAUUAGGCGAUGAAUCCCAAGAAGUUUUUUGUCAUCAUGGAGAUGAAAGUGAAAGAAAUAACAAGUGGCGUAUUGAAUUAAUUGAUUGA
Rhizophagus irregularis DAOM 181602=DAOM 197198 is the source of this 1107-nucleotide messenger RNA. RefSeq lists its product as uncharacterized. Lineage: Eukaryota; Fungi; Glomeromycota; Glomeromycetes; Glomerales; Glomeraceae. The record is from RefSeq and is a predicted model, not a curated record.